AUGGCAGACCAAACUCGAGAUCGGUGUCACUAUACAACUCUUGGUGUAAAUAAAACCGCAACCUCAGCCGAAAUCAAAAAGUCCUACAGCAAACUCGUCCUAAUCCAUCAUCCAGAUAAGGGCGGGAAACAAGAAAUGUUCGUGAAAAUCCAAGAAGCUUAUGAAACCCUGAGAGAUCCUGUACUGAGAAAGGCGUAUGACAGCAAACAACAAGCGGCCUCGUUUAGAGAGGCGAAGAAAGCAGAAGCCGCCUUUGGAACAGAUUUCGAACCAGAUUUCAAGACCAAGCCCGGACAACCCCCAUCAGGACGAGCUGAUCAACCAAGAAAAGAAUCCGCAGCUCAACGUAGGCAGCGCGAGGAAGAACGCCGUGCCGAGGCGCGACAGGGUAAGUCUUUCUUCAAAGAGCGACAGCCUCGACCUGAUCCUGAUUUUGCGCAACGACGAGCUCGCGCCGACUCCUUCUUCGAAAAUGGCCCUUCCUCUACGGACAAUUCGUUCUUUGACGAUGACUACUUCGAGGCUCAGAACUUUGGAAGGUUCAACGCGCAUACUGCGGACUACCCUCAUCAUACUGACAAGAAUAGAAAAGAACCUCAAGCACGAGAACGAGGGCAGUAUGACCACCCUCGAGAAGAAGCCUCACCGAGGUAUCCUAAGGAAGCAAAGGCGCACGGUCAUGCUUUCCACGAGGCGGAUAUUGAGAUCCUCACAUUUGAGUCUUUAUUGGCUCGCGCCGAACAUCGGCACAAACAUUUCAGCGACAUGUUCAGUAAGCUCCGUGCCACCAUAGGACCUCACUUUUCUCGCCGAAUGUACAAUGAUGUCUGGUGCCAUCUUCAGCAUAUCAAGGAUCUCCUUGCAAAGCGAGUCAUCUCGAUUGAACUCGCCCAGUCAAAUCAUGCACUCAAAGAAUUCCGACAAGGUCUCAAAGAAGGAACACUCAAGCCUUCCAAGGAUACCAUCUCCUCUAUCUUGAGCAAGCUUAACUCCGACUACUGCUAUUUGAAAGGUACUGAAGAACUCAUGUUCGAUGCUUUUGAGCUCGCUGAAAAUCUGAGUGACCGUAUGGAGAGGAACAAUGGCGUGAAAACAGCGCCGUACACAGUUCGUAAAGACCUAACUGACCGUGCCAUGAUUGCUUUGCAACAGCAUGUCAAGAAGUGUCUUUUUAAGUGA
Molecule: messenger RNA, 1179 nt
Organism: Exophiala bonariae
Lineage: Eukaryota; Fungi; Ascomycota; Eurotiomycetes; Chaetothyriales; Herpotrichiellaceae
Exons: 1
Coding region: 1-1179 (392 amino acids)
Source: RefSeq, a predicted model, not a curated record